Molecule: messenger RNA, 945 nt
Organism: Zootermopsis nevadensis
Lineage: Eukaryota; Metazoa; Arthropoda; Insecta; Blattodea; Termopsidae
Gene: ND-30
Product: NADH:ubiquinone oxidoreductase core subunit S3
Cellular component (GO): respiratory chain complex I
Molecular function (GO): NADH dehydrogenase (ubiquinone) activity
Source: RefSeq, a predicted model, not a curated record
UCGUAUGUUGGUACAUACUGUAAUCCAUGGGGGCGAAUUGAACAUGGCGGCUUGUAUCUUGAGGCAAUUAUCGAGAGGAAUUGGAUUUGCUGCAAAGUGUAAAGUUUAUGGAGGCACUGUUUCAAGAUUGACACAUGGAGAAGCAGCAGCAGUAGCAACUGAAACUAGACCAACUGUUCGGAAAUUUGAUGCAAUUCAGCAUUCACAGUUGACAGACUUUGGGAAAUAUGUAGCAGAAUGUUUACCAAAGUAUGUGCAGAAAGUCCAGUUGACAUCUGGAGACGAGCUAGAGGUCUUGAUCGCUCCUGAAGGCAUCGUACCAGUAUUACAGUUUCUGAAAGAUCAUCAAAAUUCACAGUUUGCCAACCUGGUUGACAUUGCAGGGAUGGAUGUGCCAGCCCGUCAGUACAGAUUUGAGGUGAUAUACAACUUGCUGUCCCUGCGGUACAAUUCACGGAUUCGCGUUAAAACGUACACUGAUGAGCUGACUCCACUCGAUUCGGCGUUCAGCGUGUUCAAAGCGGCCAACUGGUACGAACGAGAAAUCUGGGACAUGUAUGGGGUGUUCUUUGCCAAUCAUCCCGACUUGAGAAGGAUUCUUACUGAUUAUGGCUUUGAAGGACAUCCUUUUAGAAAGGACUUUCCCCUUUCUGGAUAUGUUGAGGUUCGUUAUGAUGACGAGAGAAAGCGCGUGGUCGUCGAACCGGUCGAAUUAGCUCAAGAGUUUCGACGAUUUGAACUGUCGACACCCUGGGAACAGUUUCCUAACUUCCGUGAUGUUCCAGCUGCUGCGGAAGAGGUGCCUGUGGACCCGAAAGAAAAGAAGUAAGGUCUAGAAGUCGCACUUCCUGUAAGGGCAUCGCAAUCGAUAUUUACUCUGCAUUAGACACAAAAAUAAAAUGAUAUUGUAAUAUGUACAGGUAUUAAAGAAGUUGUUGAACAUUG